This is a messenger RNA of Dinoponera quadriceps, 492 nucleotides long. Its product is annotated as retinaldehyde-binding protein 1-like. The transcript has 2 exons. NCBI's taxonomy places the organism in Eukaryota, Metazoa, Arthropoda, Insecta, Hymenoptera, Formicidae. Gene Ontology annotation, cellular component: membrane. The record is from RefSeq and is a predicted model, not a curated record. Gene Ontology annotation, molecular function: phosphatidylinositol bisphosphate binding. Bases 47 to 409 code for a protein of 120 amino acids.
UGUGGGUCUAAUGUGGUACGAGGAAUUGCUUUGAACUCGCGGAUCGAUGAAAGAAUUUGUAUGGGUCGCCGAUACCACGGGCUUCACAAUAGGACACGUGGGCCGUUUAAACUUACAAUCCAUAAAGAAAAUAAUGUACUAUAUCCAAGAUACGUUACCAAUACGCCUGAAAGCCGUACACAUAAUAAAUACGUCGCCAAUAGUCGAAAUGGCGUACAAUAUGAUAAAACCUUUCAUAAGUGCAGAAUUGAUACAUUUGCGAGAAGUGAUGAAAUGGCGCGAUAUACGGAGUGAUUCAGGACCUAUUCAGGAACAAACUUCAGGGAAUAUUACGUCUAUCUCACCAAGAGUAUCAAUCUUGUCGAGGAACUCGUGUCCUCAUAUGCGUAACUAUUUGAACCACCCGUGAGGUAGGCAACCGGUCGCGCGAGAAUAUUAUGCGUGAUGUUUGACAAUACUAGUUUAUGUGUUUUGGUUAUAUUUGUGCUUUAC